Messenger RNA from Zophobas morio, 2484 nucleotides. RefSeq lists its product as uncharacterized. The coding region runs from base 1 to 2484 and encodes 827 amino acids. The transcript is spliced from 3 exons. NCBI's taxonomy places the organism in Eukaryota, Metazoa, Arthropoda, Insecta, Coleoptera, Tenebrionidae. The record is from RefSeq and is a predicted model, not a curated record.
AUGCCUUCGUCAGAAGCCUUAAUUCGCUCACGCGGCGGAAUUAAGGGAAAAUUGACAAGAGUAGAAGGUUUCGUAACUGAUUUUAACCCAGAUACGCAAAACAUAAAUGAACUGGAAACACGCUUAGGUUACUUAGAAGCUGCGUUUAGAGACUUUGAAAAUACGCAAUUACAAAUCGAACUCGUAGCCAAUGAUAAUUCGGAAGAUCAAACCGAAGAACGGGAGAGGUUUGAGUCGCAGUACUUCGCGGUCGUAUUAACUAUCAAAACUGUGAUACAAGAACUAAAUGAGCGUAAAGAUUCGAAGGCAGAAAAACGACAUCAAAUCUUAGAAUCGCUAUAUCAUACUAGCAGACAAACAGCUGUGCUAAAAACGCCGAGCGCAAACUUUGGUCGGGCCCAAAAUUCAAGGUCGAAUAAUUACGCGACUACGUCGACCUCUAAUAAUGCAUUUCUCAAACUUAACGCGGGCGAACGACGUAGAGCCGUGGAUCGAGUAAAUUUAUGCAAAAAUUGCCUGAGGAACAAUCACACAUUAGAGAAUUGCAGAUCAAAUUUAAAAUGCCGAGUCUGUAGUCAGAAUCAUAACACAAUCGACAAUCAAGUAAGUUUGCCGGAACAAUUGGAAACAGAAUCUUUGAAUUCAUAUUCUCAAAUUGAUACAUCUAAAUCGGGAAUUCUCUCUACAGCCAUAAUUUUGAUAAAGGACAAAAACAAUAAGUUUCAUGAAUGUCGUGCGUUUCUAGAUUCGGGUUCAAUGAAUAAUUUCAUAACUUUAAGGAUGUGCAAAAAACUAGGCCUCCCGUGUCAAAAAAUAGAGAUGCAGAUCGGCGGUAUCAAUCAGUCACUUAGCAGCGUGAAUCAUUCAACACAAGUAUCAGUGAAAUCUAGAUAUAACCAAUACAGUCAGAAUAUUAGGUGCUUAGUUUUAAGUAACAUAACAGAAAACCUUCCGAUUAAUCCGAUGGACAUGUCAACCAUAAGUUUUCCUAAAAAAAUAAAGCUUGCCGAUCCAGACUUUGAUCGGCCCGGGCCGAUUGAUCUACUAAUCGGUGCAGAAUUGUUUUUGCCUUUAAUGUGCAUUGGACAAAUUCAUGUUGUCUCGGGGCAACCACAUUUCCAAAAAACCCAGUUGGGAUGGAUUGUUGGGGGAAACUUAAACGCAUCCGGUAAUAAACCUAGAGCCUUGUGUCAUUUUACACGUUCGGAUCAUAAAUUACACGACCAAGUAAGUAAGCUGUUUGAGCUUGAGGACAUUAAAUUGGUCACCGACAAAGUUACUCCGGAAGAACGACAAUGCGAAAUCCAUUUUUCACAAACCAUUAAGCAGGAUGUACAAGAAGGGCGGUUCGUGGCGCGCCUACCUUUCAAGUGCACCCCGUCUGACUUGGAAAAUUCCCAGCAAGGCGCCUUCAAUCGGUUUCGAUUUUCAGAAAAUAAAAUGCAGAGACAAUCGGGUUUUAAGGAGCAGUACUCGGAAUUUAUGGCGGAGUACCAAAAAAUGAACCACAUGGAACUAAUACCGGAUCCGAAUAUAGAUUUAGAAAACUCGUACUACCUGCCCCACCACGCCGUUUCUAAAUUAUCUAGUACGACAGCCAAAUUACGGACGGUUUUUGACGCGUCCUUUAAAACUACGACCUGUAAAAGUCUCAACGAUAAUUUAGUGAUUGGACCGGUAAUUCAAGAAGAUCUUUUUUCUAUCUUGACGAGGAUUCGAAUUCAUCCGUUUGUGGUGACGGCCGACAUCGCGAAAAUGUACAGGCAGAUUCGAAUCGACCCGCGCGACACGGAUUAUCAGCGAAUACUAUGGCGCAAGGAACCCGACGAUGAACUACUGACGUACAGAUUGACCACCUUGACAUACGGUACGAAACCGGCCAGCUUCAUUGCGACCCGUUGUUUGUCUGAGUUAGCCACGCGAAAUCAAGAUCUGUACCCCGCAGCGAAUAGGAUAAUCAAAAGGGAUUUUUACAUGGACGACCUGUUCACGAGUGCCCAAACGGCUUCGGAAUUAAUUACCCUUCGCGAGGAGAUGUCCACGAUCUUAAAAGAGGAAGGUUUCGAAUUACGCAAAUGGGCUUCAAACCUACCAGCCGUGCUUCCGACCGCCGAUAAUAGUCAUGGCUCUUUAGUAAAAUUGGACGAUGGCGAAUUGACAAAAAUCUUGGGUUUACUUUGGGACCCCAAAAUCGAUGUUCUUAGGUACGGCGUAAAACCAAUCAACGUCAAAUCAAAGGUGACCAAACGAAUUAUUUUAUCGACCAUUGCACAGAUAUUCGACCCAUUAGGUCUGAUCGGGGCGGUGAUAUUAAAGGCGAAAUUGAUAUUACAGAAACUAUGGUCGUUAAAGAUCGAAUGGGACGAAUCUGUGCCACAAGAUAUCUACUAUGUGUGGAGUGAAUUUAUUAAGGAAUUGUUGUAUCUUCGCGAAUUACACAUUCCUAGAAGAAUUUCCGAUCUCAACGAGAUAAUUGGUUUUUAA